Suillus subaureus is the source of this 807-nucleotide messenger RNA. RefSeq lists its product as uncharacterized. The record is from RefSeq and is a predicted model, not a curated record. The transcript has a single exon. Lineage: Eukaryota; Fungi; Basidiomycota; Agaricomycetes; Boletales; Suillaceae. The coding region runs from base 236 to 556 and encodes 106 amino acids.
UAUUGAUGCGCAUCUUCGUGUCACGGACAGCCACUCAACAACGAAGCUCCGAAAAUGCAAGAACAAUCUGGUGGAAACUUGUGCACUAGAUCUCGAAGGGACUCUGGCACUUGAACAGCAGCUCAGUCUUUUGACCAGGACCUUGAUCGCCGCUUAUCCAACCGAUGUAACCGAACCUCAGGAUAUCUCAUCCGCCUUUGGUUCCUCUGCCGCAUACGGUCAAAUACAAGAUCCGAUGUCAUGCACCUCUACAUACCUCAGCACCGUUGCAGAGACUAAAUGCCCUCUCUACAUCGCUACCAACUCCCUGAAUCCUGUAGCAGACCCAUCGUUUUCGAUUUAUCUUCAAACCUUCCCGUGUAUAUUCUUCCUUUCAGAUUCUACAUCUCGCCUGACUCCCCUCGACGAAUUGAUCAAUCCAUAUGACCAGGUCCCAUUAAAGGAGUUUUUGAUACUGGUGCUGGACACGAUGGUAUUGCUGAGGUUGUUAUCACGAAUGGAAGCACUUUUGGGCAUUUAUGAAGGACGUGCUGUGAAGGCGGUAUUGGGGAUUUGAGAUCGUGCAUAGGGGAUGAGUGCUGGAACGUACGUCGGACAAAACCGAUCGCUUUUUAUGUAGCAUUGUCUAGCCACGCGCUCCUUGAGAUGCACGUCUCAAAUAUACCCUACCCCAAUGUACUCACUCGAAACCAAAGUGACUGCAGAUAACUCCAUGUUUCCCGUUGUAUUAGAAAAGAGAAUUCAAGGAACAUGGUGCCAUCUGCAUAGUCUGACGCUACUGUUUCGAGACGACCGUAUUGUGUGUGG